Parastagonospora nodorum SN15 is the source of this 1326-nucleotide messenger RNA. RefSeq lists its product as hypothetical. NCBI's taxonomy places the organism in Eukaryota, Fungi, Ascomycota, Dothideomycetes, Pleosporales, Phaeosphaeriaceae. Bases 1 to 1326 code for a protein of 441 amino acids. Gene Ontology annotation, biological process: cytoplasmic translational initiation. Gene Ontology annotation, molecular function: translation initiation factor activity. The record is from RefSeq and is a predicted model, not a curated record. The transcript has 2 exons. Gene Ontology annotation, cellular component: eukaryotic translation initiation factor 3 complex; cytoplasm.
AUGCCGGGCCCCAAGAACACGAUCCUCAUCGAGGGCAGCUUUGAGGAGCUUACCGACGAGUUCGCACAAUACAUCGACACCCUCAAAAAAUCCCAGGGCGAGGAGGCGUCCAACCUGCAGGGCGAAACCGCAGAGCUGCUGAAGGAGAACAAGAAGGAUGACGUGCUCAAGAAGCUGGUCGUCGGAGCACAGGCGCUCAACCAGGCGCCGGAGAAGGUGUGCGCGAUAGAGUUCAUUGCAGCGUACAACCUGCUGAUCCACCUCGUAAACCAGUCGCCGAGCGUCAACAUGUACCUGCCCAAGAUCUGCCAGAACCUCAGUGCCCCGAUCUCGUCAUCGCCCCAGAACGGCGGUGGCCUUGCUCUUUCGAUUCUCAGCACAAUCUUCAACACCACGUCGGCUGGCAGUGAAGUGCGGUACCACGUGCUUCUUGCUAUCCUACGUGUCAUUCGCGCGACUUCCAACUUCGAGACUCUGCGACCACAAUUAAAGCAGCUGGACAAGUGGUUAGAGGCCUGGGAGACAGAGGAGGAAGACUCCCGCAAACUCUACCUUGCAGUAAGCGAUGUUGCGUCGGACGCUGGCGAGAGCGAGCAGGCAUACACAUACCUUCUCCGCGCACUGCGGACAUACCCCUCAGAGGAGGCUUCAUCGCCAGAAGCCCGCGAGCUCUCCCUCCGCGCCCUCAAGUCCGCCCUCACCCACCCCACCCACUUCGACUUCCAGGACUUGACCGACCUCGACUCGAUCCAGGCCCUCCGCAACUCUGACCCUAUUUUCUUCCAGCUCCUCGAGAUCUUCAACUCGGAUUUGCUUGACGACUACAACGACUUCAAGGACGAGCACGAUGGCUGGGUCGAGGAGUCUGGUCUCGACGGUGCGGCGCUGAACCGCAAGAUGCGUCUCCUCACACUCGCCUCCAUGGCUGCAUCAGCAGGCCAGACCCGAUCCCUGCCGUACGACAAGAUUGCAAAGGCCCUGCAAAUUUCCUCCGAGGAGGUCGAGAUGUGGGUCAUCGACGUGAUCCGCGCCGGACUCGUUGAGGGCAAGCUUAGCCAGCUCAACCAGACCUUCCUUAUCCACCGCUCAACAUACCGUGUCUUUGGUGACAACCAGUGGAGAGAGGUCUCUUCAAGGCUCGACAUGUGGCGGAACAGCUUGACUGGUGUGUUGCAGGUCAUCCAGGCGGAGAAGCAGAGGUUCUUGCAGGAAAAAGAGGAGGAGGCGAACAAGGCGGAUAACAAGUAUGAUUCGGCGAGGGGUUUCCAGAGGGGCGGGCAGAGGAAGCAGCCAAGGGCACUGGACGAUGACAUGGGUUUGGAAUAG